Molecule: messenger RNA, 1233 nt
Organism: Lodderomyces margitis
Lineage: Eukaryota; Fungi; Ascomycota; Pichiomycetes; Serinales; Debaryomycetaceae
Gene: TLG2
Product: Tlg2p
Exons: 1
Coding region: 1-1233 (410 amino acids)
Biological process (GO): vesicle-mediated transport; intracellular protein transport; vesicle fusion
Cellular component (GO): endomembrane system; SNARE complex; membrane
Molecular function (GO): SNAP receptor activity; SNARE binding
Source: RefSeq, a predicted model, not a curated record
AUGUUUAGAGAUAGAACAAAGUUAUUCUUAUCUUAUCGUCGAACAAUCUCACGAGAUACUUCGCAUAAAAAACCGUUUCGAGACGACGUAUUUAAUGAUGAUAAUAAUGAUAGUGACAGUUUAUUCGACUCCGAACAAGAUAAUCUUAUCCUUUCAUCACGGAAACAUCAACAACGGAGAUCAGGCCUUGCAUCUCACUCAGUGGGGGUUCAUAAAAACGAAGAAGAUAUCGAAAUGAAGCCCAUAAUCCCAACACAAUUUGAAAUUGCUAAAGAUCUAGAUAUAGCGUUAGCCGUAAUUGAUAAACAAACGCAAGAAUUGAAUUCAUUGUACAAGCAACUUAUAAUUAUAAGCAAAUCGCAGAAGAAACAAGUUGAAUCCCAAAUUGAAGAGCAUAGUUAUCAAAUUUUACAAAAUUUUGAGAAAUGUUAUAUUGGUAUUAAAAAGUUUGAAUAUUUGACUAAUAAUCAUGAGCGAUUGAAAUUGAAUUAUUCAUUACAGGAUUUGAAUAUUUUGACAAACAUGAAGAAGAAUUAUGCCAACAAGAUUCAACAACAUUUGCUAGUUUUCCGAAAUUUACAAAAUAAUUAUAUGAAUUUUUUGCGUGAUGAUGAUGAUGAAUUCGAUCUAUUGAUUAAUGAAAAGCGUAAUCAACGUGGAGUGAAACAUGAACAAUUGAAUGGUGAUAAUAUCGAAGAGCUAAGUAAAGAAAUUGUCCAAUCUAAUCAUCAACAGCAGCAACAACAGCAACAAGUCCAGCUUCAACAAAACACCAAUGAUCAAUAUUUGGAACAACGAGAACAAGAGAUCAACAAACUAGCAAUGGGUAUAUUGGAAAUCUCAACAAUGUUCAAAGAAAUGGAGAGUAUCGUUAUCGAUCAAGGAACAAUGUUGGAUAGAAUUGAUUACAAUUUAACCAACACGGUACAAGAUUUGAAAUCGUCUGAUAAAGAAUUGAUCAAAGCGAGAACGUACCAAAAGAGAACCACCAAAUGUAAAGUUAUAUUCUUUAUGGUGUUGUGUGUGUUUGCCUUGUUGAUGAUACUUAUGUUGCGACCUGGUGGUGGAAGUCGCAGUACUGAAAAAAUUAUCGAAAAGCCGCAAGAGCCGGCAAAAGUAGGUGAAGGGAGUGAAGGAAGCGGUGGUGGUGAUUCAUCCAAGCCACCUAAUGAAGUCAACCAUCCUGACGCACCAAUUGAAGGAUCCAAACCAAUUGAUGUUGGCGGUGAAUAG